Molecule: messenger RNA, 11070 nt
Organism: Closterium sp. Naga37s-1
Lineage: Eukaryota; Viridiplantae; Streptophyta; Zygnematophyceae; Desmidiales; Closteriaceae
Source: the annotation of a GenBank genome assembly
AUGGGUGGCAUGCAUACCUCAACACCCUGUCCCUCCAUUCCUUCCUUCCCUACCUGCACAUACCACUCUGCACCCACCUGUCCUUCCAGCUCCUCAACGCGCCUCUCCAGGUGCACGCACUGCUUCAGCACAGCGCCAUGGCAUGGGUGGUACCCCUUCCCCAAAACCCUGCCCACCCAUUCCUCCCUACCUGCACAUACCACUCUGCACCCACCUGUCCUUCCAGCUCCUCAACGCGCCUCUCCAGGUGCACGCACUGCUUCAGCACAGCGCCAUGGCAUGGGUGGUACCCCUUCCCCAAAACCCCGCCCACCCAUUCCUCCCUACCUGCACAUACCACUCUGCACCCACCUGUCCUUCCAGCUCCUCAACGCGCCUCUCAAGGUGCACGCACUGCUUCAGCACAGCGCCAUGGCAUGGGUGGUACCCCUUCCCCAAAACCCCGCCCACCCAUUCCUCCCUACCUGCACAUACCACUCUGCACCCACCUGUCCUUCCAGCUCCUCAACGCGCCUCUCCAGGUGCACGCACUGCUUCAGCACAGCGCCAUGGCAUGGGUGGUACCCCUUCCCCAAAACCCCGCCCACCCAUUCCUCCCUACCUGCACAUACCACUCUGCACCCACCUGUCCUUCCAGCUCCUCAACGCGCCUCUCAAGGUGCACGCACUGCUUCAGCACAGCGCCAUGGCAUGGGUGGUACCCCUUCCCCAAAACCCCGCCCACCCAUUCCUCCCUACCUGCACAUACCACUCUGCACCCACCUGUCCUUCCAGCUCCUCAACGCGCCUCUCCAGGUGCACGCACUGCUUCAGCACAGCGCCAUGGCAUGGGUGGUACCCCUUCCCCAAAACCCCGCCCACCCAUUCCUCCCUACCUGCACAUACCACUCUGCACCCACCUGUCCUUCCAGCUCCUCAACGCGCCUCUCAAGGUGCACGCACUGCUUCAGCACAGCGCCAUGGCAUGGGUGGUACCCCUUCCCCAAAACCCCGCCCACCCAUUCCUCCCUACCUGCACAUACCACUCUGCACCCACCUGUCCUUCCAGCUCCUCAACGCGCCUCUCCAGGUGCACGCACUGCUUCAGCACAGCGCCAUGGCAUGGGUGGUACCCCUUCCCCAAAACCCCGCCCACCCAUUCCUCCCUACCUGCACAUACCACUCUGCACCCACCUGUCCUUCCAGCUCCUCAACGCGCCUCUCCAGGUGCACGCACUGCUUCAGCACAGCGCCAUGGCAUGGGUGGUACCCCUUCCCCAAAACCCCGCCCACCCAUUCCUCCCUACCUGCACAUACCACUCUGCACCCACCUGUCCUUCCAGCUCCUCAACGCGCCUCUCCAGGUGCACGCACUGCUUCAGCACAGCGCCAUGGCAUGGGUGGUACCCCUUCCCCAAAACCCCGCCCACCCAUUCCUCCCUACCUGCACAUACCACUCUGCACCCACCUGUCCUUCCAGCUCCUCAACGCGCCUCUCCAGGUGCACGCACUGCUUCAGCACAGCGCCAUGGCAUGGGUGGUACCCCUUCCCCAAAACCCUGCCCACCCAUUCCUCCCUACCUGCACAUACCACUCUGCACCCACCUGUCCUUCCAGCUCCUCAACGCGCCUCUCCAGGUGCACGCACUGCUUCAGCACAGCGCCAUGGCAUGGGUGGUACCCCUUCCCCAAAACCCCGCCCACCCAUUCCUCCCUACCUGCACAUACCACUCUGCACCCACCUGUCCUUCCAGCUCCUCAACGCGCCUCUCAAGGUGCACGCACUGCUUCAGCACAGCGCCAUGGCAUGGGUGGUACCCCUUCCCCAAAACCCCGCCCACCCAUUCCUCCCUACCUGCACAUACCACUCUGCACCCACCUGUCCUUCCAGCUCCUCAACGCGCCUCUCCAGGUGCACGCACUGCUUCAGCACAGCGCCAUGGCAUGGGUGGUACCCCUUCCCCAAAACCCCGCCCACCCAUUCCUCCCUACCUGCACAUACCACUCUGCACCCACCUGUCCUUCCAGCUCCUCAACGCGCCUCUCAAGGUGCACGCACUGCUUCAGCACAGCGCCAUGGCAUGGGUGGUACCCCUUCCCCAAAACCCCGCCCACCCAUUCCUCCCUACCUGCACAUACCACUCUGCACCCACCUGUCCUUCCAGCUCCUCAACGCGCCUCUCCAGGUGCACGCACUGCUUCAGCACAGCGCCAUGGCAUGGGUGGUACCCCUUCCCCAAAACCCCGCCCACCCAUUCCUCCCUACCUGCACAUACCACUCUGCACCCACCUGUCCUUCCAGCUCCUCAACGCGCCUCUCAAGGUGCACGCACUGCUUCAGCACAGCGCCAUGGCAUGGGUGGUACCCCUUCCCCAAAACCCCGCCCACCCAUUCCUCCCUACCUGCACAUACCACUCUGCACCCACCUGUCCUUCCAGCUCCUCAACGCGCCUCUCCAGGUGCACGCACUGCUUCAGCACAGCGCCAUGGCAUGGGUGGUACCCCUUCCCCAAAACCCCGCCCACCCAUUCCUCCCUACCUGCACAUACCACUCUGCACCCACCUGUCCUUCCAGCUCCUCAACGCGCCUCUCCAGGUGCACGCACUGCUUCAGCACAGCGCCAUGGCAUGGGUGGUACCCCUUCCCCAAAACCCCGCCCACCCAUUCCUCCCUACCUGCACAUACCACUCUCCACCCACCUGUCCUUCCAGCUCCUCAACGCGCCUCUCCAGGUGCACGCACUGCUUCAGCACAGCGCCAUGGCAUGGGUGGUACCCCUUCCCCAAAACCCCGCCCACCCAUUCCUCCCUACCUGCACAUACCACUCUGCACCCACCUGUCCUUCCAGCUCCUCAACGCGCCUCUCCAGGUGCACGCACUGCUUCAGCACAGCGCCAUGGCAUGGGUGGUACCCCUUCCCCAAAACCCCGCCCACCCAUUCCUCCCUACCUGCACAUACCACUCUGCACCCACCUGUCCUUCCAGCUCCUCAACGCGCCUCUCCAGGUGCACGCACUGCUUCAGCACAGCGCCAUGGCAUGGGUGGUACCCCUUCCCCAAAACCCCGCCCACCCAUUCCUCCCUACCUGCACAUACCACUCUGCACCCACCUGUCCUUCCAGCUCCUCAACGCGCCUCUCCAGGUGCACGCACUGCUUCAGCACAGCGCCAUGGCAUGGGUGGUACCCCUUCCCCAAAACCCCGCCCACCCAUUCCUCCCUACCUGCACAUACCACUCUGCACCCACCUGUCCUUCCAGCUCCUCAACGCGCCUCUCCAGGUGCACGCACUGCUUCAGCACAGCGCCAUGGCAUGGGUGGUACCCCUUCCCCAAAACCCCGCCCACCCAUUCCUCCCUACCUGCACAUACCACUCUGCACCCACCUGUCCUUCCAGCUCCUCAACGCGCCUCUCCAGGUGCACGCACUGCUUCAGCACAGCGCCAUGGCAUGGGUGGUACCCCUUCCCCAAAACCCCGCCCACCCAUUCCUCCCUACCUGCACAUACCACUCUGCACCCACCUGUCCUUCCAGCUCCUCAACGUGCCUCUCCAGGUGCACGCACUGCUUCAGCACAGCGCCAUGGCAUGGGUGGUACCCCUUCCUUAAAACCCCGCCCACCCAUUCCUCCCUACCUGCACAUACCACUCUGCACCCACCUGUCCUUCCAGCUCCUCAACGCGCCUCUCCAGGUGCACGCACUGCUUCAGCACAGCGCCAUGGCAUGGGUGGUACCCCUUCCCCAAAACCCCGCCCACCCAUUCCUCCCUACCUGCACAUACCACUCUGCACCCACCUGUCCUUCCAGCUCCUCAACGCGCCUCUCCAGGUGCACGCACUGCUUCAGCACAGCGCCAUGGCAUGGGUGGUACCCCUUCCCCAAAACCCCGCCCACCCAUUCCUCCCUACCUGCACAUACCACUCUGCACCCACCUGUCCUUCCAGCUCCUCAACGCGCCUCUCCAGGUGCACGCACUGCUUCAGCACAGCGCCAUGGCAUGGGUGGUACCCCUUCCCCAAAACCCCGCCCACCCAUUCCUCCCUACCUGCACAUACCACUCUGCACCCACCUGUCCUUCCAGCUCCUCAACGCGCCUCUCCAGGUGCACGCACUGCUUCAGCACAGCGCCAUGGCAUGGGUGGUACCCCUUCCCCAAAACCCCGCCCACCCAUUCCUCCCUACCUGCACAUACCACUCUGCACCCACCUGUCCUUCCAGCUCCUCAACGCGCCUCUCCAGGUGCACGCACUGCUUCAGCACAGCGCCAUGGCAUGGGUGGUACCCCUUCCCCAAAACCCCGCCCACCCAUUCCUCCCUACCUGCACAUACCACUCUGCACCCACCUGUCCUUCCAGCUCCUCAACGCGCCUCUCCAGGUGCACGCACUGCUUCAGCACAGCGCCAUGGCAUGGGUGGUACCCCUUCCCCAAAACCCCGCCCACCCAUUCCUCCCUACCUGCACAUACCACUCUGCACCCACCUGUCCUUCCAGCUCCUCAACGCGCCUCUCCAGGUGCACGCACUGCUUCAGCACAGCGCCAUGGCAUGGGUGGUACCCCUUCCCCAAAACCCCGCCCACCCAUUCCUCCCUACCUGCACAUACCACUCUGCACCCACCUGUCCUUCCAGCUCCUCAACGCGCCUCUCCAGGUGCACGCACUGCUUCAGCACAGCGCCAUGGCAUGGGUGGUACCCCUUCCCCAAAACCCCGCCCACCCAUUCCUCCCUACCUGCACAUACCACUCUGCACCCACCUGUCCUUCCAGCUCCUCAACGCGCCUCUCCAGGUGCACGCACUGCUUCAGCACAGCGCCAUGGCAUGGGUGGUACCCCUUCCCCAAAACCCCGCCCACCCAUUCCUCCCUACCUGCACAUACCACUCUGCACCCACCUGUCCUUCCAGCUCCUCAACGCGCCUCUCAAGGUGCACGCACUGCUUCAGCACAGCGCCAUGGCAUGGGUGGUACCCCUUCCCCAAAACCCCGCCCACCCAUUCCUCCCUACCUGCACAUACCACUCUGCACCCACCUGUCCUUCCAGCUCCUCAACGCGCCUCUCCAGGUGCACGCACUGCUUCAGCACAGCGCCAUGGCAUGGGUGGUACCCCUUCCCCAAAACCCCGCCCACCCAUUCCUCCCUACCUGCACAUACCACUCUGCACCCACCUGUCCUUCCAGCUCCUCAACGCGCCUCUCCAGGUGCACGCACUGCUUCAGCACAGCGCCAUGGCAUGGGUGGUACCCCUUCCCCAAAACCCCGCCCACCCAUUCCUCCCUACCUGCACAUACCACUCUGCACCCACCUGUCCUUCCAGCUCCUCAACGCGCCUCUCCAGGUGCACGCACUGCUUCAGCACAGCGCCAUGGCAUGGGUGGUACCCCUUCCCCAAAACCCCGCCCACCCAUUCCUCCCUACCUGCACAUACCACUCUGCACCCACCUGUCCUUCCAGCUCCUCAACGCGCCUCUCCAGGUGCACGCACUGCUUCAGCACAGCGCCAUGGCAUGGGUGGUACCCCUUCCCCAAAACCCCGCCCACCCAUUCCUCCCUACCUGCACAUACCACUCUGCACCCACCUGUCCUUCCAGCUCCUCAACGCGCCUCUCAAGGUGCACGCACUGCUUCAGCACAGCGCCAUGGCAUGGGUGGUACCCCUUCCCCAAAACCCCGCCCACCCAUUCCUCCCUACCUGCACAUACCACUCUGCACCCACCUGUCCUUCCAGCUCCUCAACGCGCCUCUCAAGGUGCACGCACUGCUUCAGCACAGCGCCAUGGCAUGGGUGGUACCCCUUCCCCAAAACCCCGCCCACCCAUUCCUCCCUACCUGCACAUACCACUCUGCACCCACCUGUCCUUCCAGCUCCUCAACGCGCCUCUCAAGGUGCACGCACUGCUUCAGCACAGCGCCAUGGCAUGGGUGGUACCCCUUCCCCAAAACCCCGCCCACCCAUUCCUCCCUACCUGCACAUACCACUCUGCACCCACCUGUCCUUCCAGCUCCUCAACGCGCCUCUCAAGGUGCACGCACUGCUUCAGCACAGCGCCAUGGCAUGGGUGGUACCCCUUCCCCAAAACCCCGCCCACCCAUUCCUCCCUACCUGCACAUACCACUCUGCACCCACCUGUCCUUCCAGCUCCUCAACGCGCCUCUCCAGGUGCACGCACUGCUUCAGCACAGCGCCAUGGCAUGGGUGGUACCCCUUCCCCAAAACCCCGCCCACCCAUUCCUCCCUACCUGCACAUACCACUCUGCACCCACCUGUCCUUCCAGCUCCUCAACGCGCCUCUCAAGGUGCACGCACUGCUUCAGCACAGCGCCAUGGCAUGGGUGGUACCCCUUCCCCAAAACCCCGCCCACCCAUUCCUCCCUACCUGCACAUACCACUCUGCACCCACCUGUCCUUCCAGCUCCUCAACGCGCCUCUCAAGGUGCACGCACUGCUUCAGCACAGCGCCAUGGCAUGGGUGGUACCCCUUCCCCAAAACCCCGCCCACCCAUUCCUCCCUACCUGCACAUACCACUCUGCACCCACCUGUCCUUCCAGCUCCUCAACGCGCCUCUCAAGGUGCACGCACUGCUUCAGCACAGCGCCAUGGCAUGGGUGGUACCCCUUCCCCAAAACCCCGCCCACCCAUUCCUCCCUACCUGCACAUACCACUCUGCACCCACCUGUCCUUCCAGCUCCUCAACGCGCCUCUCAAGGUGCACGCACUGCUUCAGCACAGCGCCAUGGCAUGGGUGGUACCCCUUCCCCAAAACCCCGCCCACCCAUUCCUCCCUACCUGCACAUACCACUCUGCACCCACCUGUCCUUCCAGCUCCUCAACGUGCCUCUCAAGGUGCACGCACUGCUUCAGCACAGCGCCAUGGCAUGGGUGGUACCCCUUCCCCAAAACCCCGCCCACCCAUUCCUCCCUACCUGCACAUACCACUCUGCACCCACCUGUCCUUCCAGCUCCUCAACGCGCCUCUCAAGGUGCACGCACUGCUUCAGCACAGCGCCAUGGCAUGGGUGGUACCCCUUCCCCAAAACCCCGCCCACCCAUUCCUCCCUACCUGCACAUACCACUCUGCACCCACCUGUCCUUCCAGCUCCUCAACGCGCCUCUCAAGGUGCACGCACUGCUUCAGCACAGCGCCAUGGCAUGGGUGGUACCCCUUCCCCAAAACCCCGCCCACCCAUUCCUCCCUACCUGCACAUACCACUCUGCACCCACCUGUCCUUCCAGCUCCUCAACGCGCCUCUCAAGGUGCACGCACUGCUUCAGCACAGCGCCAUGGCAUGGGUGGUACCCCUUCCCCAAAACCCCGCCCACCCAUUCCUCCCUACCUGCACAUACCACUCUGCACCCACCUGUCCUUCCAGCUCCUCAACGCGCCUCUCAAGGUGCACGCACUGCUUCAGCACAGCGCCAUGGCAUGGGUGGUACCCCUUCCCCAAAACCCCGCCCACCCAUUCCUCCCUACCUGCACAUACCACUCUGCACCCACCUGUCCUUCCAGCUCCUCAACGCGCCUCUCAAGGUGCACGCACUGCUUCAGCACAGCGCCAUGGCAUGGGUGGUACCCCUUCCCCAAAACCCCGCCCACCCAUUCCUCCCUACCUGCACAUACCACUCUGCACCCACCUGUCCUUCCAGCUCCUCAACGCGCCUCUCAAGGUGCACGCACUGCUUCAGCACAGCGCCAUGGCAUGGGUGGUACCCCUUCCCCAAAACCCCGCCCACCCAUUCCUCCCUACCUGCACAUACCACUCUGCACCCACCUGUCCUUCCAGCUCCUCAACGCGCCUCUCAAGGUGCACGCACUGCUUCAGCACAGCGCCAUGGCAUGGGUGGUACCCCUUCCCCAAAACCCCGCCCACCCAUUCCUCCCUACCUGCACAUACCACUCUGCACCCACCUGUCCUUCCAGCUCCUCAACGCGCCUCUCCAGGUGCACGCACUGCUUCAGCACAGCGCCAUGGCAUGGGUGGUACCCCUUCCCCAAAACCCCGCCCACCCAUUCCUCCCUACCUGCACAUACCACUCUGCACCCACCUGUCCUUCCAGCUCCUCAACGCGCCUCUCCAGGUGCACGCACUGCUUCAGCACAGCGCCAUGGCAUGGGUGGUACCCCUUCCCCAAAACCCCGCCCACCCAUUCCUCCCUACCUGCACAUACCACUCUGCACCCACCUGUCCUUCCAGCUCCUCAACGCGCCUCUCAAGGUGCACGCACUGCUUCAGCACAGCGCCAUGGCAUGGGUGGUACCCCUUCCCCAAAACCCCGCCCACCCAUUCCUCCCUACCUGCACAUACCACUCUGCACCCACCUGUCCUUCCAGCUCCUCAACGCGCCUCUCAAGGUGCACGCACUGCUUCAGCACAGCGCCAUGGCAUGGGUGGUACCCCUUCCCCAAAACCCCGCCCACCCAUUCCUCCCUACCUGCACAUACCACUCUGCACCCACCUGUCCUUCCAGCUCCUCAACGCGCCUCUGAAGGUGCACGCACUGCUUCAGCACAGCGCCAUGGCAUGGGUGGUACCCCUUCCCCAAAACCCCGCCCACCCAUUCCUCCCUACCUGCACAUACCACUCUGCACCCACCUGUCCUUCCAGCUCCUCAACGCGCCUCUCCAGGUGCACGCACUGCUUCAGCACAGCGCCAUGGCAUGGGUGGUACCCCUUCCCCAAAACCCCGCCCACCCAUUCCUCCCUACCUGCACAUACCACUCUGCACCCACCUGUCCUUCCAGCUCCUCAACGCGCCUCUCAAGGUGCACGCACUGCUUCAGCACAGCGCCAUGGCAUGGGUGGUACCCCUUCCCCAAAACCCCGCCCACCCAUUCCUCCCUACCUGCACAUACCACUCUGCACCCACCUGUCCUUCCAGCUCCUCAACGCGCCUCUCCAGGUGCACGCACUGCUUCAGCACAGCGCCAUGGCAUGGGUGGUACCCCUUCCCCAAAACCCCGCCCACCCAUUCCUCCCUACCUGCACAUACCACUCUGCACCCACCUGUCCUUCCAGCUCCUCAACGCGCCUCUCCAGGUGCACGCACUGCUUCAGCACAGCGCCAUGGCAUGGGUGGUACCCCUUCCCCAAAACCCCGCCCACCCAUUCCUCCCUACCUGCACAUACCACUCUGCACCCACCUGUCCUUCCAGCUCCUCAACGCGCCUCUCCAGGUGCACGCACUGCUUCAGCACAGCGCCAUGGCAUGGGUGGUACCCCUUCCCCAAAACCCCGCCCACCCAUUCCUCCCUACCUGCACAUACCACUCUGCACCCACCUGUCCUUCCAGCUCCUCAACGCGCCUCUCCAGGUGCACGCACUGCUUCAGCACAGCGCCAUGGCAUGGGUGGUACCCCUUCCCCAAAACCCCGCCCACCCAUUCCUCCCUACCUGCACAUACCACUCUGCACCCACCUGUCCUUCCAGCUCCUCAACGCGCCUCUCCAGGUGCACGCACUGCUUCAGCACAGCGCCAUGGCAUGGGUGGUACCCCUUCCCCAAAACCCCGCCCACCCAUUCCUCCCUACCUGCACAUACCACUCUGCACCCACCUGUCCUUCCAGCUCCUCAACGCGCCUCUCCAGGUGCACGCACUGCUUCAGCACAGCGCCAUGGCAUGGGUGGUACCCCUUCCCCAAAACCCCGCCCACCCAUUCCUCCCUACCUGCACAUACCACUCUGCACCCACCUGUCCUUCCAGCUCCUCAACGCGCCUCUCAAGGUGCACGCACUGCUUCAGCACAGCGCCAUGGCAUGGGUGGUACCCCUUCCCCAAAACCCCGCCCACCCAUUCCUCCCUACCUGCACAUACCACUCUGCACCCACCUGUCCUUCCAGCUCCUCAACGCGCCUCUCAAGGUGCACGCACUGCUUCAGCACAGCGCCAUGGCAUGGGUGGUACCCCUUCCCCAAAACCCCGCCCACCCAUUCCUCCCUACCUGCACAUACCACUCUGCACCCACCUGUCCUUCCAGCUCCUCAACGUGCCUCUCCAGGUGCACGCACUGCUUCAGCACAGCGCCAUGGCAUGGGUGGUACCCCUUCCCCAAAACCCCGCCCACCCAUUCCUCCCUACCUGCACAUACCACUCUGCACCCACCUGUCCUUCCAGCUCCUCAACGCGCCUCUCAAGGUGCACGCACUGCUUCAGCACAGCGCCAUGGCAUGGGUGGUACCCCUUCCCCAAAACCCCGCCCACCCAUUCCUCCCUACCUGCACAUACCACUCUGCACCCACCUGUCCUUCCAGCUCCUCAACGCGCCUCUCAAGGUGCACGCACUGCUUCAGCACAGCGCCAUGGCAUGGGUGGUACCCCUUCCCCAAAACCCCGCCCACCCAUUCCUCCCUACCUGCACAUACCACUCUGCACCCACCUGUCCUUCCAGCUCCUCAACGCGCCUCUCAAGGUGCACGCACUGCUUCAGCACAGCGCCAUGGCAUGGGUGGUACCCCUUCCCCAAAACCCCGCCCACCCAUUCCUCCCUACCUGCACAUACCACUCUGCACCCACCUGUCCUUCCAGCUCCUCAACGCGCCUCUCAAGGUGCACGCACUGCUUCAGCACAGCGCCAUGGCAUGGGUGGUACCCCUUCCCCAAAACCCCGCCCACCCAUUCCUCCCUACCUGCACAUACCACUCUGCACCCACCUGUCCUUCCAGCUCCUCAACGUGCCUCUCCAGGUGCACGCACUGCUUCAGCACAGCGCCAUGGCAUGGGUGGUACCCCUUCCCCAAAACCCCGCCCACCCAUUCCUCCCUACCUGCACAUACCACUCUGCACCCACCUGUCCUUCCAGCUCCUCAACGCGCCUCUCCAGGUGCACGCACUGCUUCAGCACAGCGCCAUGGCAUGGGUGGUACCCCUUCCCCAAAACCCCGCCCACCCAUUCCUCCCUACCUGCACAUACCACUCUGCACCCACCUGUCCUUCCAGCUCCUCAACGCGCCUCUCAAGGUGCACGCACUGCUUCAGCACAGCGCCAUGGCAUGGGUGGUACCCCUUCCCCAAAACCCCGCCCACCCAUUCCUCCCUACCUGCACAUACCACUCUGCACCCACCUGUCCUUCCAGCUCCUCAACGCGCCUCUCAAG